UACGUCACGGGAUCGUCGUAAACAGCGCCGCAUAUCCUUGCCACUGUGAGCGAGCGCGAAUGCAACGCCGCGCUGCCUCAGCGUGCUACCAGCUCGGCGAUAUCGGCGUACGCACGACUGAAACGACCGCCCUUGGCACAGUAUGUAGCAGACGACCCAGUGUUAGCGAUUGCCAUGAGCGCCGUAGAAGACGACGCAGCCGCGGUUGCGGAUCGGCUCACCGCCAAGGAACAAGCCGCCCUCGAUCAAUUCCGAAUCUCAACGGCCGAUCUUUCGCUACCGUCACGGGAAGACUGGUACCUGGUCAAAUGGCUGCGUGCCAGGAAGUUCGACACAAAAGCGGCAAGGAAAAUGGUGGUCGAGCACAUCGCCUGGCGGAAGAAGAACGAGGUGGACAGCAUACUGGAGGACUACCAACCACCCAAGGUGCUCCUGGAGUACUUCCCUGGCGGCUUCGUGGACUGCAGCACUGACGGCAGGCCGGUGCUCAUAGUUCCUGUGGGACAGGCAGACUUCAAAGGCAUGCUUGAAGCCGCAUCGCGCGCUGACCUUCUACGUCACUGCACGUAUCUCCUGGAGUCACAAGAGGAACUCAAGAGAAAUCUCACGCUGCAGAACGGCGGCCCUCGGAUCGAAACCAUGCACGUAGUGGCGGACAUGGAAGGCUUUUCAUUCUGGCAGCUUUCGUCUCUCGAAGUUGUGUCGGCGCUCACCGAUGUGGUUCGGAUGUACGAAGACAACUUUCCUGAAAUUCUGGAGCAGGCUUACCUCGUCAACGCGCCCAGCUUAUUUCCCCUUCUGUGGAACAUCAUCAAACCGCUGCUGACUCAGAGGACCAUGAGCAAAGUGCACAUAUUUGGAAAAGGUGGUUGGCAAGAGCUGCUGACGAGUCGCAUGAACGUUCAGCGGCUUCCCGUACAAUGGGGCGGCAAGCUGACGGGACCGGACGGCGAUGAACGCUGCAGAAACCUGAUCUGCCCAGGUGGUACCAUCCCGGACAAGUACCGGCGAAAGCGGUCCGAAGCCGCAGGUGCCGAGUCGCACACCGUCGGAGCUGGCAGCAGCUGGACUCUGCCGGUAUCCGUGGCGCGAGCAGGCUCAGAGCUGCGGUGGGAUUUCUGCACGUCGAGCGGGGACCUGAAGUUCGCCGUACGAUUCAGGCCUAACGAUGGUGGCGCCGGAGACGUGGACGAGUCCCGCGAUCUGGUGCCUCGCACGAUGGUCCCGUGUUCUCGCCGCGAGCCACACAGUGGCAGCGUGCACUGCCACGAGCCCGGAACGUAUGAGCUCGUGUUCGACAACUCGUACAGCUGGCUGACGCGCAAGGAAGUAAGCUCCAGUGUGAAGCUGCUGCCUCCGCCGACGAGAAGCGAGACCUGA
Molecule: messenger RNA, 1380 nt
Organism: Rhipicephalus sanguineus (brown dog tick)
Lineage: Eukaryota; Metazoa; Arthropoda; Arachnida; Ixodida; Ixodidae
Product: SEC14-like protein 2
Exons: 13
Coding region: 175-1380 (401 amino acids)
Cellular component (GO): cytoplasm
Source: RefSeq, a predicted model, not a curated record